CUGCCUAUAUCCGGCGUGGGCGGGGCGACGGCCGUCUUUUCGGCUUUCGGCUCGGAGGAGGCCACGGUGCAACUUUCUUCGGUCGUCCCGAAUCCGGGUUCAUCCGACACCUGCCGCCUCCACCAUGCCGCCCAAGUUCGACCCCAACGAGAUCAAAGUCGUGUACUUGAGGUGCACCGGAGGUGAGGUCGGCGCCACGUCCGCCCUGGCCCCCAAGAUCGGCCCCCUGGGUCUGUCUCCAAAAAAAGUUGGUGAUGACAUUGCCAAGGCAACCGGAGACUGGAAAGGCCUGAGGAUCACAGUGAAGCUGACCAUCCAGAACAGACAGGCCCAGAUUGAGGUGGUACCCUCUGCCUCUGCCCUGAUCAUCAAAGCCCUCAAGGAGCCACCAAGAGACAGAAAGAAGCAGAAGAACAUUAAACACAGUGGAAACAUCACUUUCGACGAGAUCGUCAACAUUGCCCGGCAGAUGCGACACCGGUCUUUAGCCAGAGAACUUUCUGGAACUAUUAAAGAGAUCCUGGGUACUGCACAGUCUGUGGGCUGCAAUGUGGACGGGCGCCAUCCUCAUGACAUCAUUGACGACAUCAACAGUGGUGUGGUGGAAUGCCCAGCUAGUUAAGAAGCAGCAAGAGAGAAUAUUUCAAUAAAAGACCAUCUGUCUGAUAAA
Molecule: messenger RNA, 670 nt
Organism: Peromyscus eremicus (cactus mouse)
Lineage: Eukaryota; Metazoa; Chordata; Mammalia; Rodentia; Cricetidae
Gene: Rpl12
Product: ribosomal protein L12
Exons: 7
Coding region: 125-622 (165 amino acids)
Biological process (GO): translation
Cellular component (GO): cytosolic large ribosomal subunit; ribosome
Molecular function (GO): large ribosomal subunit rRNA binding; structural constituent of ribosome
Source: RefSeq, a predicted model, not a curated record